Messenger RNA from Arvicanthis niloticus (Nile rat), 1488 nucleotides. The record is from RefSeq and is a predicted model, not a curated record. Lineage: Eukaryota; Metazoa; Chordata; Mammalia; Rodentia; Muridae.
UUUCUCAGAUUGCUUUCGGUUUCAUUGUUUUUUUAUGUCUAGGAAGCCUGCACAGCUAUGGCUGCCAAGAGAACACAUGAAAGAGAUCCAAUCUACAAGAUCAAAGGUUUGGCCAAGAACAUGCUGGAUGGGGUUUUUGAUGACCUGGUGGAGAAGAAUGUUUUAAAUGGAAACGAAUUACUCAAAAUCGGGGAAGGAGCGAGCUUCAUCCUGAACAACGCUGAAAACCUGGUUGAGAGCAUCUUUGAGAAAACAGAAAUGGCAGGAAAAAUAUUUGCAGGCCACAUUGCCAAUUCCCACGGACAGCUGAGUUUAACAUUUUCUCCUUCUGAUGAGGAUGAUGAACCUCAGAAAAUGUGCACACCAUCUUUUCCAUCAGACUCUGAAAAUGAAAUUAAAGACAGCAAAGAUGAGGAACAAGCUUUAUUAAAACAGACAUCGUCUUUAUCUCUGAUGGAAUCCAGGGGAAAAGAAGAAGAUGAAGAAAUGGAGGUAAAUGCUGGAGUGGCCCAUGCAUCACAUCUAAUGCUGACAGCUCCUCAGGGAAUCCAGAGCUCAGAAGUCCAGCAUACACUGAAGCUUUGUCCUCAUGAUCAGUUUUGUAAGAUGAAGACAGAAAGGGCAAAAGAGAUAUAUCCAGUGAUGGAGAAGGAAGGUCGAACACGCCUGGCCCUCAUCAUCUGCAACAAAAAGUUUGACUACCUUUUUGAUCGAGAAGAUGCUGAUAUUGACAUUUUGAACAUGCAAGAACUACUUCAAAAUCUUGGAUACUCAGUUGUAUUAAAGGAAAACCUUACAGCUCAGGAAAUGGAGACAGAGUUAAUGCAGUUUGCUGGCCGUCCAGAGCACCAGUCCUCCGACAGCACAUUCCUGGUGUUUAUGUCCCAUGGCAUCCUGGAAGGAAUCUGUGGGGUGAAGCACAGAAACAAAAAGCCAGAUGUUCUUCAUGAUGACACAAUCUUCACAAUCUUCAACAACUCUAACUGUAGGAGUCUGAGAAACAAACCCAAGAUUCUCAUCAUGCAGGCCUGCAGAGGCAGACAUACUGGAACUAUUUGGGUAUCCACAAACAAAGGGAUAGCCACUGCUGAUACAGAUGAGGAAUGUGCAUUGAGCUAUAAAUGGAAUAACAGUAUAACAAAGGCCCAUGUGGAGACGGAUUUCAUUGCUUUCAAAUCUUCUACUCCACAUAAUAUUUCCUGGAAGGUAGGCAAGAGUGGCUCUCUCUUCAUUUCCAAACUCACCGACUGCUUCAAAAAGUAUUGUUGGUGUUAUCAUUUGGAGGAAAUUUUUCGAAAGGUUCAACACUCAUUUGAGGUCCCAGGUGAACUGACCCAGAUGCCCACGAUUGAGAGAGUAUCCAUGACACGCUAUUUUUACCUUUUCCCUGGGAAUUAACACAGGCAACUCUCACGCAGUUACCAGUCAAGUAUUGCUGUGGAUGAGAAGAAAAGAAAAUUCCAAGAUCCCAGGAUUUUUAAAUCUGUA